AUGCGCUAUACACCACCUGGUAAUUACCAGAAUGGAAAGCCAAAGCUCCCUCUCUACGGCAGUCUCCAGGGAAACUGUCUAAACCCUCCCGAGGCUGAGGAGGACACAAGCACCAAAUAUGCCACUCUGUGGGAAAGUGCUUUAGCCCUGAUGGCUGGAGACCUAUUGAACCUGAUGUUUGCCAGGGGCGCGCGGUACCGCACAGCAGCCUGGAUCCUGAACUGCACAGCACUUUGUGAGGUGCGAGCCCAGCCAGGCACUGGGGACGGUGCUGCUGGCGAUGAACCGGAGGCGCAAGGGAAAGACGCCUGCACCACCUUGCUGGCAGAUGAAGAAAAGAUGAAAUAUGCAGAGAUGGCUCGUAAGUGGAAGGAAAAUAAAUCUCCUCAGAAGUCAAUGAGAGAGGUGCCUAAUCUAACUCAGCCAGUUCCUGCCGGUUUGACCACAACGACCCCCAGAAGUACUUCUCUUCCAGAUGCCUCUGCUCUAUGUUGGAAAAAUGACCAGGCUGUGGUUGCAAGCACCAUCUACUUCCUGAACAUUUACAGCCAUGGCGAGCUGCAGGCUCACUGCGAGCAGCGCUUUCUCCCAUGCGAGAUUGGCUGUGUCAAGUACUCCCUAAAGGAAGGCAUCAUGGAUGAUUUCCAUCGCUUCAUAGAUCCUGAAGUUCCGCCACGUGGUUUUCGGUACCACUGCCAGAUGGCAAGUGACAACACUCAUAAGAUUCCUAUAUCUGGGUUUGAGCUGUCACGUGCUUGCUACCCAGUUGUCUUACGUGAACUUCUUGCCUUUGUCCAGUCAGAUGGAGGUGCUUGGCCACGUUUCUACUGCAGGUGUGAUGACAGAUACCGAAUCAACUGGUGCUUCAGACGAAUGGCUAGCAUGUCAGGCUUUGAAAGCCAUCUGGAACUUCUUAAUGUGGAAGACCUGAUAGUGGAACUGUACUGGAAGAAAUAUCAAAAGGAGCCAUCCAAGACUUGGGUGUGUAAAGAACUAGAUGUCUUCCUGUGGGAUUACUCCAGUAAUACCAGGUGCAAGUGGCAUGAAGAGAAUGAUAUACUUUUCUGUGCUCUGGCGUCCUGUAAGAAAAUUGCAUAUUGCAUCAGUAAAUCUUUGGCUAGUGUGUACGGAGUUUCACUGACAGCAGCUCACCUACCUCUCGAAGACUAUGUUUCCCAUGACAGCACAAAUGCCAAGAUAGUAGUGCUGGAUGCUGGACGUUUCCAGAAGACGAAGGGUAGGAGCUCUGGACAUGACAGCAGCUUCAUUUCUCCAAGUCAGGAUCAAGGAUUCGUCCCUUCCGCUUGUGGUUCUUCCUGUGGUGUGAAGACUUCCCCUUAUGGAACAAGUACCACUCGAGGAAGAGGAAUUACUCGAUUGCUGAAAAGUACAUCUCAUCUAACCAACUCUUUUGGUAAUUGAAGGUCCGCUUUCCAUCCAGGAGA
Messenger RNA from Tinamus guttatus (white-throated tinamou), 1445 nucleotides. The record is from RefSeq and is a predicted model, not a curated record. NCBI's taxonomy places the organism in Eukaryota, Metazoa, Chordata, Aves, Tinamiformes, Tinamidae.